AUGGAUAGCACUGUUGAGGAGUAUAAUGUCAAUCUGUGUAUAUUGAAGCUUGUGUGUGGCCAGCUUCAUGGUGUUGGAAGUAUGCAAUCCAUGGUCUUCAUUUCUAAAGAUGAAAAGGGAAGUUGCAGACAAGGAUUUGUACCAAUUGGGCUAGAUGAGCACUGGAAAUCUAUUCUUAAUGAGGGUUCAUCAUAUGCUAUUUCAAGGGUUUCCAUCAUUGAUUGCAACAACUACGUCAAACUUAUUGAUCACAAGCAUCAAUUGACUUUUACUGAGAGGACAACCUCUAUGCCACUACUGGAAACAGAUAUUCCACUGGAACCAUUAUAUAAUUUCCAAAAGCUUGAUAUCAUUCAACAAAUCGAAAAGGACGACAAUAUACAUCAACCUACAGAAGCUAUAAAGACUGAAAUUUUGAAAGAUGUUUUGACACUUAUCAUUGAUGUCCGCCCUCCAACUACAAGACAUACAAAGAAGAAACUUAUUCAUUUUGCUGAGGUCUUCAUGACAUAUGAGACUAUAUUUCCAAAAGUUUGUGUGCUUACUAUUUGGAAGGAAGAAUAUGAAAGAACUAAAAUCUUUACUCUACCAUUUAAGAAACAAUUUGUCCUUCUUGCAAGCAGCCUUAAAGGAAACAACUUUCGCUGGCGAUAUGGGCUACAGGCAUGUCUGUUCAAAAGAUUCAAAAUUGAACCAGAGAACAUGUCGGAGUCUCGACUUCUUCUCAAAGAGUACAAGAUCACAAUUGAUAUCAAGGAUGAUACCGACAGGUUAAACCUCGUAAUUUUUAAUCAUGAUGCAGAGGAAAUUAUUCACAUCUCUGCUCCAGAGCUUGAGAACCUGAAAUUAGAGGAUAACGGACUCUGCAAAAUACACAAUCUCAUAACCAAAGCUCAUGGAAAGGAAUUCAAGUUUGCCUUCCGCCAUGAUUAUACAAAUCACAAGUACAGUUUGAAAGGGCAAUACACUUUCAGUUCAUUGGAUUGGUCGCCUAGAUCAUUUAAUUCAAUGCACAAUAGAGUUCAAGCACUUGAAGAAAGUACUAGCUCAUACAAAUCCUCUGACAAAGAAGCUGAUUCUACUGAUAACGAUGAAAUCAAACAUAAUGUUGUUUCUGACUCCGAAUCUGCUGAAGGAACCCAGUAGACGACAUCCACGUUCAGCCUCAUGCUUGCUUCAUUCCCCUUUUGCUAUGUAAAUAUUAAUAGCUUACGAUGCACUAUGUAUUUUGAUAGCUAGCUGCUUUCAUGUAUGUAUGUUUGUUUAUUAUGGAUCCUAACUUAAACAAUGUGUAUUACAUCUAUUAUCAUAACUAUU
Messenger RNA from Asparagus officinalis (garden asparagus), 1317 nucleotides. RefSeq lists its product as uncharacterized. The record is from RefSeq and is a predicted model, not a curated record. Lineage: Eukaryota; Viridiplantae; Streptophyta; Magnoliopsida; Asparagales; Asparagaceae. The transcript is spliced from 6 exons. Bases 1 to 1146 code for a protein of 381 amino acids.